Molecule: messenger RNA, 1479 nt
Organism: Merops nubicus (carmine bee-eater)
Lineage: Eukaryota; Metazoa; Chordata; Aves; Coraciiformes; Meropidae
Product: cytosolic phospholipase A2 epsilon-like
Exons: 9
Biological process (GO): glycerophospholipid catabolic process
Cellular component (GO): cytosol
Molecular function (GO): calcium ion binding; calcium-dependent phospholipid binding
Source: RefSeq, a predicted model, not a curated record
GUGCCCGUGGUGGCCAUCACGACAACCGGGGGAGGGACGAGGUCGCUGACAGCCAUGUACGGCAGCCUGCUGGGUCUCCAGAAACUCAACCUCUUAGACUGCAUCUCCUACGUCGGUGGUUUAUCGGGUACCACAUGGACGAUGGCAAACUUAUAUGAAGAUGCUAAUUGGUCACAAAAGUACCUGGAGGAUGCAAUCAAGGAAGCUCGCAAGCAAGUAACCAAAUCCAAGAUCUGCUGUUUUUCUCUGGAGUGUCUGAAGUACUAUUAUAAUGACCUGAUGGAGAGGACUAAAGAAGGACAUAACACUUCUUUCAUAGACCUUUGGGGGCUUGUCAUUGAAUCCAUGCUACACGAUAAGAAAGAUGAGCAUAGACUCUCAGACCAACGGCAGGCGGUGGAUAAUGGUCAGAACCCGUUGCCCAUCUAUGUGGCCAUCAACCUCAAGUCCAGCUACAGUGCUCAAGCAUUCAGAGAGUGGCUGGAAUUCACUCCUUAUGAGGUCAGCCUACUGAAAUAUGGAGCCUCCAUUCGCGCCGAACAUUUUGGAAGUGAAUUCUUUAUGGGAAGGAUGGUGAAGAAGCUCUCAGAGACUCGGAUCUGCUAUAUGCAAGGCAUGUGGAGCAGUAUAUUUUCCAUUGAUGCGAUGUAUGUCUGGAAUUUGGCUACGGAUUCAGAGGACUUCUGGUAUAGAUGGACCAGAGACAGAGUGAAAGAUAUUGCAGAAGAACCCUUUCUGGCCUUGAAUCCCUAUGAGGUAGACACAUGUCUGUUAACCCCCACGAGUGCCCUUUCUUCUGCUCUGCGAGAUGUCUUAACAGGACGCCCAACAAUUGCACAGUAUCCAAAUUUUAUCAGAGGCUUCCAGAUGCAUAGCAAGUACCUGGAGAGUGAAGGAUUUUCUACCUGGAAAGACACAGUGAUAGAUUCCUUCCCAAAUAAACUGAUGGAAACAGCAAACGAUGAGCUCUCCCUGGUUGAUACUGGUUUCUUCAUCAACACCAGCUAUCCACCACUUUUGAGAUCGAAGAGGGAGGUGGACGUCAUCCUGCAUUUAAAUUACAGUGGAGGGUCACAGACACUACCUCUGGAUCAAAUUGCAAAAUACAUUUCGGGACAAGGAAUUCCAUUUCCCAAAAUCGAAAUCAGUGAGGAGGACAGGGAAAACUUGAAGGAGUGCUACGUGUUUGAAGAUGCUGACAGUCCACAAGCUCCAACAGUGCUUUUUUUCCCUCUAGUAAAUGACACCUUCAAGAAAUAUAAAGCUCCUGGUGUGGAAAGGAGUCCUGAAGAGAUGGAUGAAGGCAACGUUGACGUCUCCAGCAUCCUCUCCCCAUUUACAACAAGGGAGGUGUGUUUCAGUGAAAAGAAUUUUGACAAACUGGUGAAACUGACGGAUUACAAUGUCCUGAAUAAUGAGAAGUUGAUUAUUCGGGCCUUGCGCUUGGCAGUGGCACGGAGGAAGGAGAGGAAGUAUUAG